AUGUCAACGCAAGAUCCAGAAAAAGCCGAGCCUACGCAGGCUACGCCUACAAUGGCAGAGAAGCCCCUGCCUAAGCAGUCAUUCAUGUCAAAGGUUCGACUGCGUGAAUCUGGACAGACAGCCGCUUUCACUCACCCAGUCAGUCAUAUCAAGUCCGCCGACGAUACUGUGGUCGACUUUGACGGGCCUGAUGAUCCAUAUCGCCCAAUCAACUGGAGCUUUCAGAAGAAGGCCCUCACCACCAUUCUUUAUGGAAUGACUACCAUGGGUGCCAUUUGGGCAAGUUCAAUAUACUCGCCCGCCAUCCCAGGCAUUGCAGAAGAAUUUCAUAUUGGUGAAAUCACUGCCACACUCGGUACAAGUAUGCUAUUGUUCGGCUUCGGGCUGGGACCUAUCCUUUGGGCACCAUUGUCCGAGCUUUAUGGGCGGAAAAAAGUGGUUCUAGUUCCGUAUUUCAUUUCUAUCAUGUUUUCCUUUGCAACAGCAGUAUCCAAAGAUGUCCAGAGUGUCAUGAUCACUCGGUUCUUUGCCGGGUUCUUCGGCGGUGCCCCUAUCACCAAUACUGGGGGUGUAUUGGCAGACAUCUGGUCACCUCAACAACGUGGGGCUGCGAUCGUGGCUUAUGCAAUGGCUUUGGUGGGUGGGCCGGUAUUGGGUCCGAUUGUGGGCGGUGCGAUUGUUGACAGCUAUCUUGGGUGGAGAUGGACAGAAUAUAUUACCGGAAUUCUCCAACUGCUGAUGCUGACGCUGGGCGUCAUAUUUCUUGAUGAAACCUAUCCCCCAGCGCUGCUCGUCUACAAGGCUCGAAGAUUGCGUAUCAGCACCGGGAACUGGGCCUUGCACGCCCGCCAUGAAGAAAUAGAUUAUAGCCUCAAGGAUAUGGCUGACAAGUAUCUCUUCCGGCCGUUCCGUCUCUUAGUGACGCCUAUCUGCUUCUUUGUGGCGCUAUAUGCUUCAUUUGUGUACGGAAUCCUCUAUCUCAGUCUUGCUUCGUUCCCAGUCGAAUUUCAGGAGACUCGAGGAUGGAACCCGCUCGUCGGAAACCUGCCUUUCUUAGGAAUUCUGACCGGUAUGAUUCUCGGAGCGAUUGUCAACCUCCUUAACCAGAAAUUCUAUAUUAAAAAAUUCCGUGCAAACGGCAAUCGCGCUGUACCCGAGGCGCGGCUCCCGCCUAUGAUGCUUGGCUCAGUCUUCUUUUCCGCCGGCAUGUUUAUUCUCGGCUGGACGAGUCCCAAGAACAUAUUCUGGCUGUGUCCAGUGAUUGGAGCUGCCUCCAUGGGGUUAGGUUUCUUCACCAUCUUCCAAUCUUCCCUGAAUUACCUGGUAGACACUUUCACUCGCUUUUCUGCCAGUGCCAUUGCGGUCAAUACCUUCCUGCGCAGUAUCUUCGGUGGUACUUUCCCACUAUUUGCAACCAUCAUGUACCGUCGCAUGGGAGUUCCUUGGGCGUCAAGUCUGUUGGGUUUCGUCGGGAUGGCCCUCAUCCCAAUUCCGUUCGUGCUUUACGUCUAUGGGCCUGGCAUUCGAGCACGCGGGAAAUGGUCUCAGCCCUCAGUACACGGACAUUGA
Penicillium expansum is the source of this 1569-nucleotide messenger RNA. RefSeq names its product MFS transporter. The record is from RefSeq and is a predicted model, not a curated record. Gene Ontology annotation, molecular function: transmembrane transporter activity. Bases 1 to 1569 code for a protein of 522 amino acids. The transcript has 4 exons. Gene Ontology annotation, biological process: transmembrane transport. NCBI's taxonomy places the organism in Eukaryota, Fungi, Ascomycota, Eurotiomycetes, Eurotiales, Aspergillaceae.